Messenger RNA from Symsagittifera roscoffensis, 2771 nucleotides. RefSeq lists its product as uncharacterized. Lineage: Eukaryota; Metazoa; Xenacoelomorpha; Acoela; Convolutidae. The coding region runs from base 277 to 2667 and encodes 796 amino acids. The record is from RefSeq and is a predicted model, not a curated record. The transcript has 6 exons.
CGUUUGGUCUAAUGAACGGCCAGUCACGUUUACAUGACAGGCAGUAGCAAACAAUAGAACUUAUGAUGAUAAAAACAUCGACCAUUAUCAAAUUUGCCAUUCACCUUUUUGGUGUCCACCAAAAGCCACAUAACAACAAAACAUUACAAAUCGCAGUUGAGCCUUCAGUUUUUAUUGACCAUUGUUUGAUGCUGUAAAAUGGCGGAUACUCGAUAAAAUUCUGGCAUGCCUUCAAACAUUUGAUUCAAUGUACACAACUUCAAACAUUCAAUUACAAUGGACAGCGGAACUGCACGUCCAAAACCCGAGAUAAAAACGGACUCGAAAGGAGGUCGGAAAAACACCGACUUCAUUGACCGCAUCUCUCACAUAGGACACAUGUUGACCACGCCUCAAAUGUACAGGUUGCGGAAAGAAGGCCGCAGUACGACUGUGCGUCCCGAGAGCGCACAUGCCGAGAUCGACGCCACUCCAGUUAGACCUGGAACAUCCGUCGGACCCUUUAAGUGCAAUGCCGCAUUUGAGCCAAUCAGAAAGAUAGAGCAGUCACGCGAGGCAAUCAAUGUAUUCCAACCAAUUUCAGAGAACAUAAACCCACAGGAAGACGAAAGUCCACCGAGCCGAAGAGAUUCCAAGAAUUCGUUCAAAAUUCGGGACUCCAGGAAAAGCCAAUCAACUAUACUACGCAAAAGAUCUUCUGGAAAUAUUAUGAACUUCGAAAGAGGUGGUAAAAAUUCCAAUAAUAAUGUCAUGUUUUGCCAGUCUAAAACUGGAAGGAAUCUGAGCAUAUCAACGUCAUCAUUUAUGAAAUCUGGAUGCACAAAUUUGGAUAGUUUCGAAAAUUCAACCUCGACCUUUGACAACAGCGGCACCAGCGACAACAACUCACGAAACUAUCCCACCCUUCGGAAACCAAUUUUCACGCCUGUCCGUCCUAAAAGCGUGAACAAUUUAGUACCUACAAACACGCAAGACAUGACAUCUGCGGUUAGUAACUUGAACACUUCGGGGACGAUGCUGAGUUCGACUAGACAUCUCGGAGGAGUGAGUUUGCAAACUAGGAAAAUAAUGGGUCGGCUGUGUAAAUCGAAAGACAGUCUGCACAACAUGUCUAUGACCGAAGACGACAUCAGAAGUGAGAGAGGAGAGGAUAAUAAAAAGCAUCGGAAGCACUCUCUAGGAGUGGAGCUCACGACUCUCAAGAAUCCGAAAAACAUUACUCAAGAGUCAGAAGAGUUGGAAAGUUCAGAUGAUGAUAGCGAGUCCUCCAAAAGCAGAGAAAAAGUAAUGGAAUGGCUCAGUGUGCAACAGAACGUGGUCACACCCGAUCUUCUAGCCCAUUGCGAGCCCAUAUCGAGCACAGUAGCAGAACAACCUUCAACUAGCAACGAUCAGACUAAAAUGGGAAAAACAGUAGCAUUUAAACCAGGUACCGUCAUAGCCCCAACACUGACAACAACAGGUGUUGCGGAUGGAAACAAUAGUGAAGACGACUACGAGAGGGCGUUAGCGCGGCAGAUGAGUUUCAGCGGGUCGACAACGGUCAUUCCCAAGGAGGAUGAUGAAGUCGUGGGGGAGACUGAUAUAAGAGUGAACAGAUAUGAGCAGUCGUUAGUGAAGUACAUUGAGCAAUUGCAGGGCAGAUUUGAUCAUCUGGAGACAGAAACCAACAGGGUAGUUUCUGAGUUUGAGACUAUGAACAAGAAAUGGGCGCUAGACAAAGAGCGUCUCGAAAUAACACAGCAGGAGCGAAUCAUUCUCUGUGAGCGAAAUGUAUUCAUGCGUCGUCAGCGAGAUGUCGACAAACAGCGUCUACAAAGCGCACUCAAACAAUACCAUUCCGUUCAUCGAGAUACCAGUAAUGUAUCACGUUUGAACCCUGGAUUCGGCAUUACGUCACAUGAUGUCAGAAGUGACGUCAGACUCAGUGGGGCUGCGUCAUUGGAUAGUAGAAACGACGUCAGUGAUAUGGAUGAUGCAAUUACCCAGGUGGAGACUUUGUUGAUGAAUUUGGGAAGGAUUUCGCAUUCUUCUGAAUGUGAACAAACAAUGGGAAUGGGUGAUCGAAAAAACGAUGGAAAUAAGCGAUGCUCCAAACAGGAGAACAGUGAAUAUUUACAAGACAUGCACGACGAGUUGAAUAGCACGCGGUUAUCGCUUACCAUGACUGAGAAUCGAAACCAUUACCUGUCACAAGAGAUAGCCAGUCUAACCAUCCAGCUCAAAAACUCCAACCGCACAAUCGAAAACCUACGCAAACACCGCGACGAACAAAAGCACGCAAUCAAACAAGUCCUCGAAAUGAGCAACUUCAAAACACGCAACGAGACCAACGCUAGUUUAGGUCAUGGCUCAUGUGACGAAAGCUCAAGCGUUUUAACACAAACAAUUUGCUCGCGAGUUAGCAAAUCGGAUUUCUUCAUCAAAGAUCUGGAAAAACUCCUGGCGCAAGGCGAAGUCACAAAAAUCAACUCACAUGAGCUAAUUGAUGACAUUACGUCAUUGAUUGAUGAUUAUUAUGUAACAAUUCCUGGACAAAUUGGCGGCUCUGAUAGCACAGGCACUCCAGUUAUGAGUCAUCGCAGAAGACAGAGUUUAAAGAAAGGUGUUGAAAAUGGAGAAAAACUCAAACGAAUGUUAACAUCACAUCAAUUAGACUUCAUCUAAUAUUGCAAUUCUAAACCAAUAGUUAUAUGUAGUUUCAUAGAUCAGUUUUCCACGUAGAGAAUAAAAUCAAUUCUGUCAACUUUGGAUAUGUAAGCCUUUUUAAU